This is a messenger RNA of Scatophagus argus, 1461 nucleotides long. RefSeq names its product 4-hydroxy-2-oxoglutarate aldolase 1 (gene hoga1). The record is from RefSeq and is a predicted model, not a curated record. Gene Ontology annotation, molecular function: 4-hydroxy-tetrahydrodipicolinate synthase activity; N-acetylneuraminate lyase activity. Gene Ontology annotation, biological process: N-acetylneuraminate catabolic process. The transcript is spliced from 7 exons. NCBI's taxonomy places the organism in Eukaryota, Metazoa, Chordata, Actinopteri, Scatophagidae. Bases 246 to 1232 code for a protein of 328 amino acids.
UAAGCGACUCAGAGUUCAUCACGACGGUCGUCAGGUGGUUGAUGUGAUCUGCCACGCUGACACUCUGGUGUAACUAUCAGCGCCUGUGGAUGGUUUGAGAGUUGGGACAGUUUGACAGUCAGACAUCACAGAUUCUGGCCAAUAUUUACCAAAGCAGGUUAGUGAUUAACCGUCCUCAGCUGCAGCAGCUGCACAAAGUCCCAGCAGUCAGAGAGCGAGCGGCUCGUCACUCUGUCCGCCUCACAAUGCUGUGCGUCCGGGCAUGGAGGGGUCUGCGCCCCCUGAUCAGAGGAGCCCACUCACCAGCGUGCACGCAAACCCGGAGCUACACAGCAGCUGCCAGGCUGGACAUCGGCGGGAUUUACCCGCCCAUCGCCACCCCGUUUACCGCCAAGGAGGACGUGGACUACCACAAACUGGAGGAGAACCUGCAGAAAUAUGCUAAGAUACCGUUCAGAGGUCUGGUGGUUCAGGGCUCCAACGGCGAGUAUCCGUACCUGACGGAGGAGGAGCGGGUGGAGGUGGUGAGGACGGUCAGGCGAUCUCUGCCGGCGGACAAACUGCUGAUGGCCGGAUCGGGCUGCGAAUCCACGCGAGCCACAGUUCAGCUGACGGAGAAGAUGGCGGCGGCCGGAGCCGACGCCGUCCUUGUGGUGACACCCUGCUUCUAUAAAGGCAAAAUGGACAGCCGCGCUCUGAUAAAUCACUUCACAGAGGUGGCGGACCGCAGCCCGGUGCCGGUGGUUCUGUACAGCGUGCCGGCCAACACGGGCCUGGAGGUGCCGCUGGACGCCGUGCUGCAGCUGUCACAGCACCCAAACAUCCUGGGCCUUAAGGACAGUGGAGGAGACAUCACGCGGAUCGGCCUGAUCGUUCACAAAACCAAAACGCAGGAUUUCCAGGUGUUGGCGGGCUCAGCGGGGUUUCUCAUGGCCGCCUAUUGUGUUGGUGCCGUCGGUGGAGUGUGCGCGCUGGCGAACGUGUUGGGCCGCGAGCUGUGUGAGCUGGAGCGUCUGUGCGCGUCCGGUCGCUGGGAGGAAGCCAGAGUCCUGCAGCGGCGUCUCAUCGAGCCCAACGCCGCCGUGACCAGGAAGCUGGGAGUUCCCGCCCUAAAGCAGGCGAUGGAGUGGUUUGGGUUCCACGGCGGCGCCUGUCGAUCACCUCUUCAGCCACUCACGGAGGCCGAGACUCAGCAGCUGAGACGGGACUUCUCCUCCAACGGCUGGCUGUGAGGUGACCCGGCCACAGGGUGUGUGUGUGUGUGUGUGUGUGUGUGUGUGUGUGUUCACUUUACCUGCAAAGCUUUUACCUGUCAGUCCUGUCGGCUCUGUGGCUCGGAGGGGGAACGCGGCACAUACGUUUGUUUGUCUCAGCAGAGUUUAAUUCUACCACGUUAACGUGAUCUAAAAAUCUGUCAGGACAUAAUAUUUUUGUGAAAUUAUAAUAAAGUAAUAAAACUUC